Molecule: messenger RNA, 10664 nt
Organism: Neodiprion virginianus
Lineage: Eukaryota; Metazoa; Arthropoda; Insecta; Hymenoptera; Diprionidae
Gene: Dhc16F
Product: dynein axonemal heavy chain 6
Exons: 51
Coding region: 151-10011 (3286 amino acids)
Biological process (GO): microtubule-based movement
Cellular component (GO): dynein complex
Molecular function (GO): ATP binding; minus-end-directed microtubule motor activity; dynein intermediate chain binding
Source: RefSeq, a predicted model, not a curated record
GCAAGCUUCAACGCGCAGCUUCAGUCUGACAUCAACGAACUGAUCGACAAAAUUUCGGAAAUCAAUGACGAAGUUGUUCAAGGUUGGCUACUCGACGCGGAAAGCAACACUGCGCACUGUCUUGCAACUCUGCGUAAUCUCAAUGCACGAAUGACUGAAUGUGCAAGCAUUGCAAACACCUACCGAAAUCACCAGAAGGCGUUUAAGGUGGAAGUGACGAGAUUUGAUAUGCUUGAGCAAGUAACGAAUGAAGUGAAACUGCGCACACUACUGUGGGAAACCGUUGAUACGUGGGCGGCAGCGGUUGAAGAGUGGCACAUAGUACCAUUCGACACACUGAAUAUCGAUGAAAUGACGUCGUUUACUUCGCGUAACGUGAAAAAUAUCGCAAUGCUGGAAAAAGGCCUGCCACCGAACAACAUCGUGCCAAAGCUGAAGGAAGAUGUUGAAGUAAUAAAGGACAAGCUGCCAGUUAUAGGCUUCCUCAGAAACCCAAACCUAAAGACUCGUCAUUGGCAGAAAAUAGAAAGCUUACUCAACUACAAAUUCACAGCAGAUGAAGAGGUCACACUGACUCUUCUCGAAAAACUGAAUGUUUUUUCGUAUCCCGCCGAACUGAUGGAAAUUGCCGCGGCGGCCAGUUCGGAAUUCGGUUUAGAAAUACUGUUAAAAAGGGUUGAAGAAUCCUGGAAGACUUUAGAAUUUCUCGUCGUUCCGCACAAGGAAUCCAAGGAUGUGUUUAUACUCGGAUCCUUAGAAGAAGUCCAGGCUAUUCUCGAAGAAAGUAACAUCAAUAUUCAGACUAUCGUCGCGUCACGUCACGUUGGUCCGAUUAAGUCACGAGUGGAAGACUGGGUCAAGCAACUGGAUCUAUUUUGGAAGACACUGGAUGCUUGGCAGUACUGUCAGCAGCAAUGGCUCUAUUUAGAGUCUAUAUUCUCAGCUCCAGACAUUCAACGCCAACUCCCCGUUGAAUCGAAGCUUUUCAUUGUAGUUGACAAAUCGUGGAAAGACAUAAUGAGAAAAACAGCCAAGAUGCCAUUGGCGCUUGAAUCGUGUUGCCAGCCGGGUUUGUACGAGAAGUUCCUGGAGAAUAACAGAAACUUGGAUCAGAUCUUAAAAUGUCUCGAAGCUUAUCUUGAAACAAAGCGUAUCGCAUUUCCACGUUUCUUUUUCCUGUCGAAUGAUGAACUGCUUGAAAUAUUAGCACAGACCAGAAAUCCCCACGCAGUACAAAGACACUUGCAGAAAUGCUUCGACGCAAUUUAUCGUUUGGAGUUUGCUACGGCUCCACCUGAAGAUGGUGCCGAGACAAGUGACACUAUACUGACUACAGACAUCAACGCGAUGAUAUCUCCCGAAGGAGAAAGAGUUCAGUUGGGAAAGGGAUUAAAAGCACGCGGCAAUGUGGAAGACUGGUUAGGAAAGGUUGAGGCAUCCAUGUUUUUAUCGCUAAAGAGAAGGAUGAAAGCGGCAAUAAGCGAUCUUCAUCACAGAGGAAGAGAAAUGUUCUUGGUUGCACAUCCUUCACAGAUCGUUUUGACAGUAUCACAAAUAUUCUGGGCUCGAAACGUUCACUUAAUUCUCGAUGGUAAAGUCAACGUUGAAAAUGCUAUGCAAUCGUUCGAACAAAAAUCUUACUCGGACUUGAAUCAACUAGCAGCUAUGGUAAGAGGGGAAUUGCCGAGGCUGGUACGUGAAGUAAUCAUCAAUCUGAUAACUGUUGAUGUUCACGCAAGGGACACCAUAACGAUUCUGGUUGAAAAUAAAGUGAGCAGCAGCACGAAUUUCGAAUGGAUGAAAGCACUCCGGUACUACUGGGACGACGAAGUAGAUAAUUGCUUGGCGAGAAUGAGCAGCGCGGAAUAUCUGUACGGGUAUGAAUACCUCGGGGCGCAGAGAAGGCUUGUGAUCACCCCGCUGACAGACAAAUGUUAUCUCUGCCUUAUGGGGGCUCUUCAAUUGGAUCUCGGUGGAGCUCCGGCUGGACCUGCGGGUACUGGAAAAACUGAGACCACCAAGGACUUGGCAAAAGCUCUUGCUAUCCAGUGUGUAGUCUUCAACUGUUCAGAGGGACUUGAUUACCGCAUGAUGGGCAGAUUCUUCUCUGGGCUUGCGACAUCCGGUGCAUGGUGUUGUUUCGACGAAUUCAAUCGAAUUGACAUCGAAGUACUUUCGGUAAUAGCGCAACAGUUGAUCACUAUAAGAAAUGCGAAGGUAGCUAGAGCCAAAGAAUUUCUAUUUGAAGGACGAAAAAUAAAGCUAGUCAUGUCAUGUGCCGCUUUUAUAACCAUGAAUCCGGGGUAUGCUGGCCGUACGGAAUUGCCGGACAAUCUGAAAUCUUUGUUCCGUCCCAUAUCCAUGAUGGUUCCAGACUACAAACUAAUUGCGGAGGUGACAUUGUAUUCCGAGGGUUUCGAGUCAUCGAAAUCACUGUCUAAAAAAAUGACACUGAUGUACACGCUUUGUAGCGAGCAACUUUCCCAACAGGAUCACUACGAUUUUGGAAUGAGAGCUGUAAAAAGUGUCCUUGUGAUGGCUGGAAGUCUGAAACGAGAAAACCCAGACAAACAAGAAGAUGUCGUGUUAAUAAGAGCUUUGCGAGACAGCAACCUUCCGAAAUUUUUAGCCGAUGAUGCCGAGCUAUUUCAGGGCAUACUUGGUGACCUCUUUCCCGGUGUCGUUAUACCAGAAGAGGACUAUGGCGUAUUCCAGCAAACAACCAUAAGAGUAAUGUUAGAAGCUCGACUUCAACCUGAACUUUGCUCGAUAAAGAAAGUUAUCCAACUACACGAGACUAUGAUAGUAAGACAUGGAGUUAUGUUGGUGGGACCGACGGGUGGCGGGAAGACAACUGUUUUAAAAACGUUAUGCGACACGUUGACACGACUCUACCAAAAUGGCGUUAUUGGGCAACACUUUCAACCAGUGCACAUGUACACCUUGAACCCCAAGUCUGUGACAAUUGGUGAAUUGUAUGGGGAAGUGAAUACCUUAUCGAACGAGUGGCACGACGGAUUGCUAGGAAUUAUCGUUCGCAGUGCGUGCUCGGCCCAAAACGAGGACCAUCAGUGGGUAGUUUGCGAUGGACCAGUAGACGCCGUGUGGAUAGAGAACAUGAAUACAGUAUUAGACGAUAACAAGAUGCUUUGCCUUGCUAAUUCGGAACGAAUAAAAUUUACUCCAUAUGUGCACAUGGUAUUCGAAGUUAUGGAUCUGGCUCAGGCUUCUCCCGCAACAGUCAGCAGAUGCGGCAUGGUGUAUCUCGAUCCGUCCGAGCUUCGGUGGCUACCAUACGUUAAGACCUGGGUUUCUAAGCUUCCUUGGAGAAUAGUCAACGAUGAUAUUAAAGAUCAAAUUCUCGAACUAUUCACCACUUAUAUGGAUCCUGGAUUAGCGUUUUUUAAGAAAAAUUGUGAGCACGCUAUUCAUCAGGUUGACAUAAGCAAGGCUAACAUGCUAUGUGCUCUGAUGGAAAGCAUUUUAAACGAGCCAGGCUCAAUCGACAGAACAGUUGAAAAAUCACGGACCAAAAAUUUCCUCACGCAAGCCUUCAUCUUCUCUUUUAUUUGGUCUGUUGGUGGAAAUCUUAUAGACACUUCGAGAGAAAUAUUCGAAACAUUCGUAAAAGAGCAGUUCGAUGAAAAUCCUGAUGCACGACUACCAGCAAGUGGGGAUCUUUGGAGCCUCUAUAUAAAUGUUCAAGGUCGCCGAAUGGAUUUAUGGGUAAAACUAUUACCCGUAUUCAAUUACAAUCCGGAACAACCAUUUUUCGAAAUUCUAGUACCCACAAUAGAUACAGUUCGAUUCUCUUACAUCAUGCAAAAACUGUUGGAAACCAACAAGGCCGUUCUAUUCACCGGCGGUACUGGUAUUGGAAAAUCAGUAAUCGCGAAACUGGUGCUGAAUAAUUUGCAGAAAACUGAAUCGUGGGUUCCAGUUAUACUGAAUUUCUCAGCACAAACAAGUAGCAGUCGUACUCAAGAGAUUCUUGAACUUAAACUGGAGAAGAAAAAGAAAGCUCUUUUAGGAGCUCCCGUGGGAAAACGCGUUUGCGUGUUCGUCGAUGAUGUGAAUAUGCCGAAGCUGGACACUUACGGAUCGCAACCACCGAUUGAACUCCUCCGACAAUUUCUUGACUUUGGAGGUCUGUAUGAUAGGGAAAAGUUAUUUUGGAAAGUAAUAGAGGACGUAGUAUUGUCAUGCGCAUGUGCCCCUCCUGGUGGUGGAAGGAAUAUUUUGACUCCAAGGUUCGUCAGACACUUUGGAAUGCUAGUCAUCCCAGCCCCAACGGAAGGAUCUUUAAAAGCAAUAUUCAGAGCCAUUAUGAGAGGUUUUUUGAAAGAUUUUUGUCCACCCGUUAUGGACGUUGGGGACAAGAUAGUCACAGCUGCUGUUGAAGUUUACGACAGAAUAGCAAUUGAUCUGCUCCCUACACCUGAAAAGAGUCAUUACGUAUUUAAUUUGCGCGAUUUAUCAAAGUGCUUCCAAGGCAUAUUACAGGCUGAUUCAUCCGAUGUAAGAGAAGCGAAACAAAUCCUUAGAUUAUUUUACCACGAAUGCUUGCGCGUUUUUCACGAUCGGUUAAUCAACGUAGAAGACAAGUCUUAUUUCUAUCGCCUAAUGACGGAUAUGUGUAAACGCACAUUCGGAACAGAUGUCGUUGCAUUACCGGAGGAGGAAAUCAUAGAACAUCCACCGAUAAUUCUUUUCGGAGACUUCAUGCUGGUGGGUGCUGCUAAGGAGAACAGGAUUUACCAAGAAAUCACGGAUGUUGCAAAGCUGAAAGUGGUCCUACAGGACUACUUGGACGAUUACUGCUUAGCCACAGUGAAAGAGAUGAAUAUCAUAUUCUUCAUGGACGCUGUUGAACAUUUGUGUAGAUUAGCCAGAAUCUUGCGAUCCGAGAGAGGAAAUGGACUGUUAGUCGGUGUCGGAGGCAUGGGAAAGCAGAGUCUUACAAAACUGGCGUCUCAUGUUAAUGGUUAUCCGUGUUAUCAAAUAGAAGUUUGCCGCGGGUACGACAUAAACUCGUGGCACGACGAUUUGCGGCGUUUCUACUUUUCUCCGGGCUCUCUUGCUACCGAUGCAACGUUUCUUUUCACUGAAACUCAGAUCGUGGUUGAAGAAUUCUUGGAAGAUAUUAAUAACACACUGAAUUCGGGCGAAGUCCCAAAUCUCUUCGAGGCUGAUGAACUGGAAAAGGCCAUAAUUGCAACCAGACCUGCAGCUAAGCUGGUUGAAAUUGCAGAAACGGCCAGGGAUGAAAUAUACCGAUUCUUCAUCGGCAGAGUAAGGAAUCACUUGCAUCUCAUGUUGUGCAUGAGUCCUGUUGGCGACGCAUUUAGGCGUCGUUGUCGCAUGUUCCCUUCACUGGUUAAUUGCUGUACCAUCGACUGGUACACAAAGUGGCCUGAUGAAGCCUUGCUUUCGGUUGCUGAAAAUACACUUGCGUCCAUGAUGGGGGCUGAUGCUCCUAUGCUUCCCGCUUUGUCUACGAUUUGUGUAUUUAUGCACGAGAGUGUAGAACAAAUGACUGUACGGUUUUUCAACGAAGUCAGACGCAAGUAUUACACCACGCCUAGCAGUUAUUUGGAGCUCUUGAAGCUCUACGCGUCCACAUUGGAUACUAAGAAGAAGAAGACUUUGAUGACAAAAGACAGAAUAUCAAAUGGACUUAGGAAACUGUUCGAAACGAAUGAAACCGUCUCUGACAUGAAAGCCCAGCUACUUGUUUUGGCACCCAAGUUAAAGCUCAGCUCUGAAGAAGUGUCUAAACUACUUAUAAUCGUGCAAAAGCAACAAGUAGAAGCCGACAAAGCAAGAAAUAUUGUUGCCGCGGACGAGGCCACAGCUAAAGCUAAAGCAGAGGCAAUGGGAAUAUUAGAAGCCGAUGCGAAAAAGGACCUUGAAGCUGCAAUACCAGCUUUAGAGGAGGCGAAACGAGCGCUCGAGUCACUCAAUAAAAACGAUAUCAACGAGAUAAAGGUUUUCAACAAGCCACCACAUUUGGUUCGCUUUGUCAUGGAAGCUGUGGAUUUGCUGCUAGGAGAAAAACUUGACUGGGCAUCAGCGAAACUAGUGCUGUCAGAUGUCCACUUUUUAGACAGACUACUGCAGUAUCCUAAAGACGAUAUAAGCGACAAGCUAUUGAAGAAGUUGCAGGAGUACGUAACAAAUCCGGAGUUUGUACCGGAACUCGUAGCCAAGCAAAGUAAAGUCUGUAAAUCCAUCUGCAUAUGGGUCAGGGCGAUAGACGGCUAUGCGAAACUGUACAGGAUCGUCGAACCGAAAAGAAUAAAACUGGUACAAGCACAAAAUGAAUUGUGGGUGAUUGAAGGAGUCUUGCAACAGAAGCAGAAACAAUUGGCAGAGGUCGAGAAGAAGAUCGCUAAGUUGCAGGCCCAGUUUGACGGGGCUGUGAACAAUUUGGCGCAACUACAAUAUCAGAUGGCACUUGCCGAAGCUAGACUAAAUAGAUCUGGACGUUUAACGUCGGCUCUUGCAGACGAGCAAAUCCGAUGGGAAGAAUUAAUGAAAAAUUUUGACAGACAGAUCCAGAAUCUGACUGGUGAUAUCUUGAUCGCCGCUGGAGCAUUGGCAUACCUUGGAGCAUUUACCAGCGUCUAUAGAGAGGAGUUACUCAACAGUUGGAUUGACAGUUGCAUCAGGGGGGAAGUGCCUAUCACCCCUGGUUUCAGCUUAAUCACCGUCUUGGCUGACCCGUAUGAAAUUCGAUGCUGGAACGGGUUCGGCUUGCCGAGAGAUCAAGUCAGUACGGAAAAUGCGAUAUUGGUAACACAAGCUGGAAAAUGGCCACUGAUGAUCGAUCCUCAAGAACAGGCUAACAGGUGGAUUCGUAACAUGGAACGUGAGAACAAUUUAAAGAUAUGCAAAAUGACCGAUUCAAACUUUAUGCGAAUUAUGGAAGCUUGCAUCAGGGUUGGAGCACCGAUGUUACUUCAGGAAAUUGGAGAGAUACUGGAUCCUAGUUUGGAACCCGUUCUCCUGAAGCAAGUAUACAUAAUGGGUGGACGAUUGUUGAUUCGGAUUGGUGACAGCGAGGUGGAAUACGACACAAAUUUCAAACUAUACAUUACCACGAAAAUGGCAAACCCGCACUACUUGCCGGAAAUUUGUAUUAAGGUAACAAUAGUGAACUUCACCGUCACGCCGUCAGGUCUCGAGGAUCAACUGCUCGCAGAUGUCGUACGACUCGAAAGACCUGAUCUCGAAAAAUUGCGGAAUGAAUUGAUCGCCAAGAUUAACGCCGACAAGGGACAACUCCAGUUAAUCGAGGACAAGAUUCUGUCCUUGCUGUUCAGUUCUGGAGAUAACAUACUGGACAACGAGGAACUAAUCGAAACUCUAAACGACAGUAAAGAAACGUCGGCAAUCAUAGCGACACGUCUGAUAGAAACGGAGGCCACCGAGCAGAAGAUAACAGUUGCUAGAGAAAAAUAUCGGACGGUAUCAACGAGGGGAUCGGUACUGUACUUCGUGGUGGCUAAUUUGGGGGAGAUAGAUCCGAUGUACCAAUUUUCACUGAAAUAUUUCAACCAGGUUUUUAACACAGUCAUCGAAACCAGUCCAAAGAGUUCCGACCUACAGGAACGACUUCUGAUUCUCUACGAAGAAAUUACAACGGCUAUAUACACUAACGUUUCGAGAGGUCUGUUCGAAAGGCAUAAACUAGUAUUUAGCUUCAUGCUCAACGUCGCUAUAUAUUUGAACGCGCAGAUCAUCAAACCCGAAGAAUGGAAUUUUUUACUUUAUGGAGCUGGUCAAUUUGCAGCACCUCAAAAGCCGGACUACCCAACACUGACCGACCCCAUGUGGAAUGGCAUUGUUUAUUUGACACAGAAUUUUGCGAAAUUCAAAAAAUUGACGGACGAUGCAUUCACGAAAAUAAACAUUUCAAUCGGUACGAAUGAGCAGGAAAUAAAUAUAAUUCCCAGUAACAAUACGAAAGCAGCAAAUGACUGGAAUUCGAUCUUGACCGACAUGGAGAAGUUAAUGUUACUGAAAGCCAUGAAGGAAGAAAAACUUAUCUUUGGUGUUACGGCAUACGUCCAAAAAAACCUUGGUCAACAGUUUAUUGAAUCGCCAAUGAUUUCUCUUCAGCUUCUCUUUCCGGAUACAUCCAAGACAACGCCACUCGUGUUUGUCCUAAGUACUGGAUCCGAUCCUUUCGCUGCUUUUCAAAAAUUCGCUGCUGAAAUGGGAUUCACAGAUAGAAUAGAAUCCAUUUCGCUUGGCCAAGGGCAAGGUCCAGUUGCCGAGGCGCUUGUGAUCAGAGGCACUAAAGAAGGCUAUUGGAUAUUUUUACAAAAUUGUCACUUGGCCACUUCGUGGAUGCUCAGUAUGGAGAAAUUGGUGAUCAGCAUAGCGGAGGAAUCUGAAGAAGUACAUCAGGACUUCCGACUCUUUCUGAGCUCCAUGCCGAGCGUUUCUUUUCCCGUAUCCAUCCUUCAAAACUCGGUUAAAGUUACGAACGAACCUCCCAAAGGCUUGAAGGCCAAUAUUAAGAGAUCGUUGUUUGAGCUAGAAGAAGAUUUCUUUGAAAACCAUGCAUUGGGAACACAGUGGAGGAAAAUGGUAUUUGGGAUUUGUUUUUUUCAUGCGAUUGUUCAAGAACGAAAAAAGUUUGGCCCUUUAGGAUGGAACAUAUUAUACGAAUUCAACACUAAUGACCGUGAAUGUUGCUUGUUAAACUUGCAAAUGUUCUGUACGAGUGGAAUGAUUCCGUGGGACGCUCUAAUGUACAUUACAGGUGAAAUAACAUACGGUGGAAGAAUUACUGACAAUUGGGACUUACGUUGUCUCAAGACGAUUCUGGAGGGGUUCUUUUCGCCCAUGACGCUAGACCCUGAUUAUACAUACUCAUUGUCAGGAACAUAUUACUGCCCUAACUACAAAAAACUUCAAGAAUACAAAGAUUUUGUAGAAGGGUUUCCAAUAAUAGAAGAUCCAGAAAUUUUCGGCAUGCAUGAAAAUGCCAAUAUUGCGUAUCAGCUCAGAGAGACGAAAACUGUUCUAAACACGAUUAUGGAGGUACAACCAAGGGUCAGUACAGCUGGCGAAGGCAAGUCCAGCUCAGAACUAGCCUUUGAACUGGCCGACAUGGUGAUGGAGAGGAUUAUUUUAUCGAUUGACGCGUCCGAAUGCAACCCAAAUCAUCUUGAAAAAGAUGCGGCUGGUCGAAUUCCGUCACUUACCACAGUUUUGCUACACGAAGUCGACAGGUUCAACAAACUUUUGGCUAAAAUUCACUCUUCCAUGGACAAUCUUCAACGGGCGAUUAGAGGAUUCGUUGUAAUGUCUGAUGAAUUGGAGAAGGUCUUCAGAGCUCUUAUCAACAAUCAAGUUCCACAAAUGUGGCAUAACGUAAACGUGUAUCCAUCGUUAAAGAGUUUGGGAAGCUGGAUAAGAGAUUUAGAACUGCGAACCGACUUUAUUUGCACUUGGUUGUACCACGAAAUGCCGAUUUCAUUCUGGAUAUCAGGCAUGUCAUUUCCCCAAGGAUUUAUAACUGGAAUGUUGCAAACGUAUGCCCGGAAAUACAACACCCCCAUAGAUCAUCUAAAACUAGAUUUUGCUCCUACCAAAAUUGUAUUGGAUCAAGAAUUGAUAGAAUCUGCUCAUCGAGAACAUCAUAAGGAGGUACGCAGUGCAUACGGUAACGUGAAUCUCCCGCGUGACGGAGUUCUGAUUCACGGGUUAUUUCUCGAUGCCGGUAGAUGGGAUUUUCAGUUUAUGGUUCUUGUCGAUGCAAACAAAGGUGAGAUGAAUCCUCCUUUGCCAGUUUUGCACGUUCUGCCGACAUCAUCAUUACCGGAAAAUGAUCCACGAUACGUUUGCCCCUUGUACAAGACGAGCAUACGAGCUGGAGUUCUUUCAACAACAGGGCACAGCACGAAUUUCGUAGUAUCAAUUCUGCUUAAUUCGGCACGCAGACAAUCCUACUGGAUUUUAAAGGGAACAGCACUCUUGAUUCAAAUCACGAAUUAAUGCAGGGCCUGCGUUACAUAGAAUAUACUUUGGAAACUUUGACGCAUUUCCUUGAAAAUGUUGUAACGUUACUUACAACACGUUGUCAACUUUUCACGCGCGAUAAGAGUGGGGUUAUACAGUAAUAAAACACCUCUGCGAUUCAAUUCCAUUCGCAAGUCAUAAGUACUCAUUUAAUCGACGAGCGAACAUUCUGGGUUUUACAAAAACUCAAUUCAACCCAUUUUACAUUGUAUAAUUUACUGUUACAAAUUGCUGUGACAAAUACUUGCACUAUUGCUACUAAAGUAUUUCGCACACUUAAUAAUGUAACAUUAGAGGUAGGUUGAAAUUUAUGAUAUAAAAACGAUAAGUUAAGGUACACUUGGUUAGGAUGAGGAAAAAUUACUACUGAGAAAUGGUUAUUGCACCGGAUCGUAAAUUUGCGUCCGUGCCACGCGGGAUUUUCUGGCAUUCUGCACAGUUUUUGUCUCCGGUCUUUAUUGGAAUCCAAUCGGAUCCUGUACAUACGUUGCGAAUACAUCCAGAUGCAAACUGAACGAAAGGAGUAGAUUCGCCUAUUUUUACCAAGGUAUAAGAAAAAUAACUAAAAUAAUGUGUUCUGCUCUUGUAUUGCAUAUACACGUGAUUGUUCGUUAAAUUGGCUCGUGAGA